Cryptomeria japonica (Japanese cedar) is the source of this 751-nucleotide messenger RNA. RefSeq names its product V-type proton ATPase subunit c''2-like. Gene Ontology annotation, cellular component: proton-transporting V-type ATPase, V0 domain. Gene Ontology annotation, biological process: proton transmembrane transport. Gene Ontology annotation, molecular function: proton-transporting ATPase activity, rotational mechanism. The annotation marks the transcript as partial. NCBI's taxonomy places the organism in Eukaryota, Viridiplantae, Streptophyta, Pinopsida, Cupressales, Cupressaceae. The transcript is spliced from 4 exons. The record is from RefSeq and is a predicted model, not a curated record.
AGAAGUGAGAUUCAAGCAGGCAAUGUGAUUGAUAAAUCAAGUUCGUGGGUGCACGCGCUGGGACAUAUAUCUCCUUACGCAUAUUCUGCUGUGGGCAUCGGCAUUGCCAUUGGGAUUUCUGUAUUGGGUGCUGCCUGGGGCAUAUUUAUAACGGGGAGCAGUCUUAUUGGGGCGGCUAUCAAAGAACCUCGCAUUACAUCUAAGAAUCUGAUUAGUGUAAUCUUUUGUGAAGCUGUGGCUAUAUAUGGAGUUAUUGUGGCUCUUAUUCUACAGACAAAGCUAGAGAGUGUUCCAUCUGCAAAUACAUUUAAUGCAGAGUCUAUGAGAGCAGGGUUUCCUAUAUUUGCAUCUGGCAUCAUUGUGGGUUUUGCCAAUCUAGUUUGUGGAGUUUGUGUUGGCAUAAUUGGAAGUAGCUGUGCCCUUGCAAAUGCCCAAAAUUCUUCACUAUUUGUGAAAAUUUUAGUAAUUGAAAUUUUUGGAAGUGCACUUGGGCUGUUUGGCGUAAUUGUUGGAAUCAUUAUGUCAGCUCAAGCAGCAUUUCCAACAAAGGUUCAAUAGCAACGGUUUCUGCUGUGAAAGUCUUCUUGGAGGGCAGUGGUUUUCAUGCACCAUGUUUUUACAUUGCAUUACAUUAGAUAAGUAUGUACUGAAAUGAGUUGAUUAUCUCUCAUUUAUGUGUACAAUCAUGGCAAUCAUAAUAUUUUAAUUUCAUCAGUCACCAGCCCCUAACUUCCCAUUAAGAAGUUAAGCA